AUGCCUUUCUUUUCCUUCACUGGUGUCCUGGUGUCCUCUGUGGGCGGCAUGAUUCUCAAAAACAUUAAAACUGUUAUCAAAGCCUUCAAGCUCAUUGAUGUUAACAAGACUGGUCUGAUCCAGCCCUGUGAGCUGAGGAAAGUUCUGGAGACCUUCUGUUUGAAGAUGAAAGAUGAUGAAUAUAGAAAAACAAUAGGCAAGAUUCAUCAAAGUGGAAAAAAAAGGUUUGUGAAACACUACAACAUUGAUAAAGAUACUGCAGUGGAUUAUAAUGUUUUUUUGAAGAACCUCAGUGUAAAUAAUGACUUGAAUCUUAGGUAUUCUGUGGGAAAUCAAGAGAUCUCAUGGAACAAUCAGCCAGUCAAAAAUUCCAAAGGGGAGUGCCUCCACAGCUCUGUUUCAUCGGAAGAUGUCUGGAAAAACUGUUCCUUAGACGAAAUUGAGAGGACCUUUUGCCAAGAGCUUCCCAAGUCUUAUGAAAAGGUUGAAAAAGCCCUGAGUGCAGGGGACCCCUCCAAAAGUGGAUAUGUGUCUUUGAAUUACCUAAAGAUUGUCUUCGACACCUUUGUAUACCGAUUACCAAGGAGAAUUUUUAUCCAGUUAAUGAAAAGAUUUGGACUUAAAACCACCUCCAAAAUCAAUUGGAAACAAUUUCUAACAUCACUUUAUGAUUCCCAGUGGUUGGAAGUCAACAAUACAGUUCCCCUGACAAAAAGAAAUAGCAUCACCUCUAGAAAUCAAUCUCGCAAGGAAAACAUUCUCACAAAGUUACCCAGACACGAGGAUCACUAUACAUCAUUGAAGAAAGCACUACUGAUCGCCAACACUAAACCUGAUGGACGGAUAACAGGGGAAGAAUUGCGACGUCUCCUAAAUUGCAUGGUUGUAAAAAUCAGUGAUUCAGAAUUCAAAGAAUUGAUGCAAACGCUUGACCCUGGGGACACUGGAUGGGUCAAUGUCUACACGCUUAUCGAACUGCUUGAAGAGAACCCUAAGGUGGAAGAAAUUGUUCAGGACUCGAUUACUAGGAAUCUCCAAGCCUUCUACAAAAUGCUACAGUCAUAUGACCUCGGAGACACGGGGCUCAUUGGUCGAAAUAAUUUCAAGAAAAUCAUGCGCAUAUUCUGCCCAUUUUUAACGAUCGAACAUUUACUGAAACUCUGCAGCAAGUUUCAGGAUAUCGCUUCAGGAAAAAUCCUUUACAAGAAACUUUUGGCAUGCAUGGGAAUUAGUGGCCCUCCCACCAUCUCUCCAGUUCUUGUUCCAAAGGGUCAGCUGUUAAGUGAACGUUUUCAAAAAGAGGAACAGCUGCUGGAUGUUUCAGAGAGAACCAAGCCCACUGAGGACAGAAGCACCCUGGCUAAGAAUAUGACCAAGGAUGAAGUGAUUGAAAAACUCAAAAACCAUAUCCAGCAGCGGGACCCAGCAUUCAGAAAAACAUUUCUUGACUUCAGCAAGGAACUUAAUGGCAAAAUUAAUGUGCGUGACUUCAAGAAGGUACUGGAGGCUAGCGGAAUGCCCAUGGAUGACGACCAGUAUGCUCUGCUGACUGCAAAAAUAGGAUAUCAGAAAGAAGGGAUGAGUUAUCUUGAUUUUGCAGCAGGAUUUGAAGAUGCUAAAAUGAAGGGGCCAGAAGUGACCCCAUUGCAGACUCCAGUUCUUUCAAAGAAUAAUUUAGACAGCUACUUUAUAACCGCUGAAGAAUGCCUGAAGCAGUUCCCCCAGAGACUGAAGGAAGCCUUCCGGGUGGGCGUGGACGAGGCAAAACCAAAACAGAAGGUCGCAGAUUCAGAACUAGCUUGUGAACAGGCUCAUCAGUAUCUUGUUACCAAAGCAAAAACCAGAUGGUCAGACUUAUCUAAGAAUUUUAUAGAAACUGAUAAUGAGGGCAACGGCAUUCUUCGGCGGCGGGAUAUAAAGAACGCACUAUAUGGGUUUGAUAUUCCUCUUACACCGAGGGAAUUUGAAAAGCUCUGGAUGAGCUAUGACACGGAGGGAAGAGGACACAUAACUUACCAAGAAUUUGUACAGAAAUUGGGGAUUAACUACUCAGCAGACAUUCAUCGGCCCUACGCGGAGGAUUACUUCAACUUCAUGGGUCAUUUCACGAAGCCCCAGCAGAUGCAAGAGGAGGUCAAGCAGCUGGAGCAGAGCACGGAUAGGGCCGCGCCAGUCAGGGAAAAGUUUAAGGACCAUUAUCAAGAUAUCAGCAAAGCACUCACCAAACUAGACAGAUGGAAAAACGGUUAUAUAUCCAUAGGCAGGAUGCAGAAGGUGCUGCAGGAGUGUGGCUGUUCUCUUAAGGAAGAGGAGCUGACCGAUCUUCUACACAGUUGGGGAAUCAGCUGGCAUGAUAACUCCUUCAAUUACCUUGACUUCUUGAAAGCGGUGGAAAGCAGCAAGCCAAUAAGACCUCAGCCAAAAGAAAAAGAGGAGAACACGCCAGUCAAUUUCUCAACACUGGACCCAGAGGACGUUGUCAAGAACAUCCAGGAAGUUGUUGCCUCCUCCGACGUGGCUUUGUCAACGGUAUGACAGACUGAAAGUACUUUUAGUCUAGAAACUG
This is a messenger RNA of Leptonychotes weddellii (Weddell seal), 2566 nucleotides long. The record is from RefSeq and is a predicted model, not a curated record. Lineage: Eukaryota; Metazoa; Chordata; Mammalia; Carnivora; Phocidae.